Molecule: messenger RNA, 2346 nt
Organism: Thyridium curvatum
Lineage: Eukaryota; Fungi; Ascomycota; Sordariomycetes; Thyridiales; Thyridiaceae
Exons: 6
Coding region: 1-2346 (781 amino acids)
Biological process (GO): transmembrane transport; carbohydrate transport
Cellular component (GO): membrane
Molecular function (GO): carbohydrate:proton symporter activity
Source: RefSeq, a predicted model, not a curated record
AUGUCAGCUCCGACUGCAUCCGCUCACCUUCGCGUCGCGCGCCCGACGAACAACAUCGAGGCGCUGCUGCCUUUCUACGUCGACGGGCUCGGCUUCAAGAAGAUCGGCGAGUUCCACGACCAUGCCGGCUUCGACGGCGUGAUGCUCGGCCACGACGGCGCGGGGUACCACCUCGAGUUCACGCGGAAGCACGGGCACGACGCUGGCAGCGCGCCGACCCAGGACAACCUGAUGGUGUUCUAUCUCCCCGAGGAGGGCCAGUUCAAAGAGGCCGUAGCGCGGAUGGAGAAGGCCGGUGUCAGCGCUGUCGCGAGCUUCAACCCAUACUGGGAUAAUUGCGGCAAGACUUUUGAGGAUCCGGACGGGUACCGCGUCGUGCUAGCAAAUAUGAAGUGGCUACUAAAUCCGACUCCCGUCUUGGCUAAAUGGGCGCUCACCGACUACCGACUUGGCGAUCUGCACUGUUCAUUGUUCACGACGCUAAACCUCGGUCAUUGGCGCAUCGAGCCCAGCAUGAACCAACACCAGAUUUUUAGCCCCUAUGGGAUCUUCCCCGAGAUGGGUCACAAGGGCGAGAUCAAGGCCAACCAGAAGGAGCACCAUGAGGGAGCCGUCAUCUUGCCAGGGCUCCUGACCAUCCCCAGACGACAUCCCUCCUCAUCCAACCGUUCAUCACCACAACAGAGGAUCCGACCUCAAGCCGACCGUCACCAUGUGGAAAUUCCUUGGGAGCCACAACUACCUGCUGUCGAAGUUUAUGACUUCGAAUGUGCUGAUGUGCAUCAUCCUGCUCGGCACCAGUGUCUUUACCUAUGGCUUCGAGACGGCCGUCAUCGCGACGGUGCAGGCCAUGGACCGUGGGUUUCUCCGUGCGAUGAACAAUGCGUUGAUGCAUCUCCCCUGACAAGAAUUGGUUUCGCAGACUAUGAGAAGCAGUUCGGCGAGUUCAACUCCAAGACCAAGAAAUGGGAACUUUCCGCGGGCCGCCUGGCAUACCUCAACUCCUUCCCGCUCAUCACCUACGGGCUGGGAGUCGUCGGGGCCUCGCUGAUCAGUCAACGCUGGGGACGUCGCAUCGUGGUGGGCAUCAUGAACAUCAUCUGCAUCGCCGGCGUCCUGCUGAGUCUCCUUGCCACCAACUACGGGGCGGCGCUCGGUGGGCGUCUGAUCCUGUACAUCCACGUCGGAAUGGAGGCUGUCCUCGUCCCCAUGUAUCUGGCCGAGAUCGUCCCUGCUGCCAUUCGUGGCUCCGUCGUCGCCACGUACGCGUUCAGCCACAUGUUUGCCGCCUUCAUCGCCUCCAUCAUCACCAACUUCACCAGCAGGAUCGACAGCAACCUCAGCUGGCAGCUGCCCAUCGGCCUGGUGCUGAUCUUCCCCGUCUUCGUGCUGCUGACCAUCACCCUGCUCCCCGAGUCGCCGCGCUGGCUCCUGCGCCAGGAGCGGUACCAGAAGGCCGUCGACACCCUCUACUACCUGCACGGCGCCCGGCCCGAGUACAGCGCCGAGCAGGAGGCCAACCUGAUCAUGGAGGCGAUCCGCACCGCUACGACGCAGGGCAAGUGGAGCGAGCUCCUCAAGGGCUCCAACGCCCGCCGGACGUGGAUCGGCAUCCUCUGCGCCGCCGCGACCCAGCUGACGGGCCAGACCUUCGCGAGCAACUACGGCGCCGUCUUCCUCAAGCAGCUCAACAUCAUGGACCCCUUCACGGGAACCAUGAUCAAGCGCUCCCUGCUCGUCGUCGCCUGCCUGUUCGUCAUCUUCUUCGUCGAGUACACCGGCCGGCGGCGGCUGGCGCUCGUCUCGGGCUCCAUCUCGGCGACCUGCCUGCUCAUCAUGGGCGGGCUGGGCACCAUCACCAAGCGCAACAACGACCAGUCGCUCACCAUCCUCGCCAUGACCAUCAUGUUCCCGGCCUUCUACACCGCCGGCUUCGGCUCCAACAUGCAGGUCGUCAAGUCCGAGAUCCCCCACACCAGCCUGCGCGACAAGUCCAUCAUGGUCCACUGGAGCGCCGCCAACCUCUGCAACUUUGUCGCCACCUUCACGACCCCGUACCUCCUCAAGGCCCCCUACGCCAACCUGGGCCCCAAGGUCGGCCUGAUCUACGGCAGCAUCUCCGCCGUCUUUAUCGUCCUCCUCUUCUUCUUUAUGCCGGAGAUGACCAACAGAUCCCUGGAAGAGGUCGACGAGAUGAUGGAGGCGAGGGUUCCUGCCUGGAGAACGAGAGAAUGGCAGGCAACUGGUCUGGGCUCGAUGCUGACCCGCCUCGGCAACGGCGACAGGUUGGAGAAGGGCGAGGAAGCCGGCGUCGAGGCUCAUGUCACCACCACCGAGGUCAAAUAG